Molecule: messenger RNA, 639 nt
Organism: Hibiscus syriacus
Lineage: Eukaryota; Viridiplantae; Streptophyta; Magnoliopsida; Malvales; Malvaceae
Product: zinc finger protein ZAT11-like
Exons: 1
Coding region: 63-575 (170 amino acids)
Biological process (GO): response to stress; response to chitin
Source: RefSeq, a predicted model, not a curated record
UCAUAUCAAAUACCCCAAAACAACUUGCAUUUUCACACCAUACCCAACCACUCCAAAACAAUAUGAAGAGAAGUUUUCCUAGUGAAAUUGAGAAUAAUUUGGCUUUGGCAAAUUGCUUGAUGCUCCUUUCACAAGGAGGGAACACUUAUGAUCAACAUGCCAUCUUCAACAACAACAACCAUACUAGGGUUUUCGAGUGCAAAACAUGUAAUAGGCAGUUCGGUUCGUUUCAAGCUCUAGGAGGUCACCGAGCUAGCCAUAAGAAACUGAAGCUUAUUGACGGAGAUGAUAGUUCAGCCGAGAAUCGACCUCCGGCAAAGCCUAAGACACACGAGUGCUCAAUCUGCGGGGUCGAGUUCGCGAUCGGGCAAGCAUUAGGGGGACACAUGAGGAGGCACAGGACUGGUUCGAGUGAAAACCAAGACCAACAUGACGAGGCAGUGAUGGCAGCAAUUGUGAAGAAAUCUAAUAGCAGAAGGGUCUUAUGCUUGGAUUUGAACUUGACUCCAUUGGAGAAUGAUAUGGAAUUGUUUAAGCUUGAGAAGGCAGCUCCAGCAAUAGAUUGUUUCUUCUAAACUCUUCCAUUCUGAUUAAUUAUAGCUAUAUAAUUUUUUUAAAAUAAUAUCCAGUGGAGUUCUU